CCAGUAAAGGGGGACAGUGGAAGGGUGUGUUUGCAAUUCAAAUCCUUGGCUUUCUGCCUGCAUCUUUUCCAAAUAAGAAGGCAGGAGCUGCUGUGAGGUGCAAAGGGGUCUUCAGAAUUGCAGUGGUAAUAAGAUCCAGAGAUCCUCCCUCCUGUCUCUUUUAUCUGUCUUCAAAGCAAAAGGAAAGGGCAAGGAUGGUGGAGGCUUUCUGUGCCACCUGGAAGCUGACGGACAGCCAGAACUUUGAUGAGUACAUGAAGGCGCUAGGUGUGGGCUUUGCCACUAGGCAGGUGGGAAAUGUGACUAAACCAACAGUGAUCGUCAGUCAGGAGGGGGACAAAGUGGUGAUCAGGACACAAAGCACAUUCAAAAACACAGAGAUUAGUUUCCAUCUGGGAGAAGAGUUUGAUGAAACCACUGCAGAUGACAGAAACUGUAAGUCUGUUGUUAGCCUGGAUGGAGACAAACUUGUUCAUGUACAGAAAUGGGAUGGCAAAGAAACAAAUUUCGUAAGAGAAAUUAAGGAUGGCAAAAUGGUUAUGACUCUCACUUUUGGUGAUGUGGUUGCUGUUCGCCACUAUGAGAAGGCAUAGAAAGGUUCCUGAUCUGGGGUUCGAAAAGCUCUACAAUUUUUCUAUUUACUCAAGUCUCAGUGUUAUCCUGCUAUUACAGCAUGGGUGAUCACGAAUUAAAAGGUUAUCUUUGUUGUGGAGGUGGAAAAUGGUGCUUUAAAAACUUGUUUUAAAACUUUUUACUGCAAAUAGCCCAAUUUUGAUCUGCAGAUUUAUCAUGUUUUAUAAUUCACAUUAAGAUGUUAAGUCACAUUUUUAAAAUAAAGAAGUAAAUGCAUUUUAUAAUUUCCAUUGAAAAGUAAAUCAGAUUCAAAUAAAAAUUGUAUACCCAUGAGAAA
Messenger RNA from Felis catus (domestic cat), 910 nucleotides. RefSeq names its product fatty acid binding protein 7 (gene FABP7). The record is from RefSeq and is a predicted model, not a curated record. The coding region runs from base 195 to 593 and encodes 132 amino acids. Gene Ontology annotation, cellular component: cytosol; nucleus. Gene Ontology annotation, molecular function: fatty acid binding. Lineage: Eukaryota; Metazoa; Chordata; Mammalia; Carnivora; Felidae. Gene Ontology annotation, biological process: fatty acid transport. The transcript has 4 exons.